Scylla paramamosain (green mud crab) is the source of this 2007-nucleotide messenger RNA. RefSeq names its product zwei Ig domain protein zig-8-like. Gene Ontology annotation, cellular component: neuron projection membrane. Gene Ontology annotation, biological process: synapse organization. Bases 478 to 1329 code for a protein of 283 amino acids. The record is from RefSeq and is a predicted model, not a curated record. Lineage: Eukaryota; Metazoa; Arthropoda; Malacostraca; Decapoda; Portunidae. The transcript has 8 exons.
GUAAAAGAAUAAGCCAGUAGCGCUGUUGGCUUCAAAGAGAGUGGAUGUGUGUUGCUCUCGCCUCUCGCCCUCGUCUCCCGGAAGCUUGUCACACUAACCCGCCGCCUUCUCCUCCUUUCCUUACCACCGCACUGAAAGGCGAGAUGUGAUGUGGUUACUCGGAAAAGACUGUCAAGAAAGUUACACGUGAAACUUCCCAAACUUCAUCACAGGGCAUUUGAGAUUUUUUCUCCUUUACGAUGCGAUGUACUUCAAACUUUGUGAAGAGAGACAAAAAAGUGUAGUGGCAGUUACGUCACUCCUGAAGAAAUGUUACACAGACUAAUUACUGAAUCAAAGGAGGGAAAAACAGAGGUGAACUGAAGUGAUCUAAGUACUGCACACUACAUGAUCUCAUUGUUGUGCCGCCAAUGUACCGAUCAGUAACGUGUCAAUCGACGAGAGAGUAACAGACAAGUGUUCCCUUCACCUGGCGCCAUGUACAGGCUGCUGCUGGCACUAACCAUGGGCCUGACGACGCCGGGCUGGUGUUCGUGGCCUUCCGGACCCUCCUUCGUGGCCUCUCCUGGUAACGUGACGGUGAGCGAAGGGUCCCACGCCUUCCUCCCCUGCAGAGUGGCCAACCUAGGCGACAAAUCCGUGACUUGGAUGAGGCGCCGUGGCCUGCACAUCAUCACGGCGGGCCUGCUCACCUACUCGCCAGACGACCGCUACAGGGUGCUGCACCCCGCCAACACGGACGAGUGGACCCUGCACAUCAGACACGCCCAGCCCGGAGACGGAGGAUGGUACGAGUGUCAGGUGAACUCAGACCCCAAGAUUACCACGCCGGUCCUGCUCAUCGUCAGAGAUAAGAAUCUUGAGGAUCCCUUCUAUCUGCACGACCUCGCUGCAGACGACAACAACACGACGGUACGCAUUGAGGGAGCACACGAGCGGUACAUCCAGAGGGGAAGCAUCCUGGCCAUCACCUGCACCGUGGACCACAAGGGAAGGGCGGGACCGAGUCAGGUGGCGUGGUACCAGGGCGCGACGAGGCUACACUACGACUCUCCCAGGGGCGGCAUUGCUCUGCAGACGGAGAAGUCGCUGAGCAGAACAGUGAGCAGACUCAAGCUGUCGGCAGUGACCCCGACAGAUUCCGGCCGCUACAGCUGUCGUCCUGACACUGGAGGCUUUGCUUCGGUCACUUUACACGUCCAGACAGACCAACCACGCGCCGCCGUACAGCAGAGUGGCCACAACGCCUCCAUCUCGCCAUCCUUGUCACUCCGCCUCGCUCUCCUGCUGCUGCUCCUGACCCACCUCCUCGCACACACACAUCGAUGACUGACCAGGACAGUCCUACAGCUUUCACCAAAUGAUGUGAUGCUCUCCUUGUAUUUUUUUUUUUUUUUAGACUAAAUACUAUUUUUGUCAAUAUCUCAGAGAGAGAGAGAGAGAGAGAGAGAGAGAGAGAGAGAGAGAGAGAGAGAGAGAGAGAGAGAGAGAGAGAGAUUUUAACGACUUGCACAUCUUUUUUUUUUUUUUCUUUAUACUACAAAAUUUACUACCAUUCUACUCAUUUUAUUUCCUGCCAAACGCCAGUAAGAGUACGGUGUUUCGUAGCCCUGCCCGAAAACGACAGACAGCUCCAGGAAUAUUUAAGUGUAAGUAAUGCAUUCCACUUUCGUUAUCAGCAGUGUCUCAUACUUCCCGUUUUCAUUUAUCACAGAAUAAGAAAGUGAUGGUUUCGUUUUUAUUAUCGUCAAAAUACUCAAAUUAUGUACAGUCAUGGUGAGUAGUUGAAUAUAAUACAACACUCACUUCAACUGUUCAGCCAUACGUCCUCCGAUCUGCCAAGAAUGUACCAGUUAUCAGUUUUUGUAGACAGACUAGCAGCGGAUCAGAGGACUUCAGAGGUUAAGAUAGAAAACAUUACUUUAGUUUUGACCACGACUCCACCAGUAUAUGUUCCCCUUACUUCCCAGUGUCCAUUACACACCAUAAUAAAGUAUUUCAUGCUCA